AUGGCGGUGACGCUUCGCCGAUUCAGCGUCACAGAUGGUCCUGUGUACAUCACUCAAUGCCCGAUCCAGCCAGGAAGGAAGUUCAAUCAAAGAGUGGAAUUCAGCACGGAGGAAGGCACUUUGUGGUGGCAUGCUCACAGCGAGUGGACACGAGCCACCGUCCAUGGAGCUAUCGUCGUGUACCCCAAGGAAGGCUCCACUUACCCCUUCCCCAAGCCUCACGCCGAAGUUCCAAUCAUUUUUGGGGAGUGGUGGAAGAGUGGCGUGUUUGAAAUCUACGACGAGUUUCUUCGAUUUGGGGGUGACCCAAAUGUUUCCGAUGCCAUAACCAUCAAUGGUCAACCGGGGGAUUUGUUUCCUUGCUCAAAACCAGGUAUAUGUGUUUAA
Linum tenue is the source of this 387-nucleotide messenger RNA. NCBI's taxonomy places the organism in Eukaryota, Viridiplantae, Streptophyta, Magnoliopsida, Malpighiales, Linaceae. The record is from the annotation of a GenBank genome assembly.